Molecule: messenger RNA, 1696 nt
Organism: Tupaia belangeri chinensis (Chinese tree shrew)
Lineage: Eukaryota; Metazoa; Chordata; Mammalia; Scandentia; Tupaiidae
Gene: AMZ2
Product: archaelysin family metallopeptidase 2
Biological process (GO): proteolysis
Molecular function (GO): metallopeptidase activity
Source: RefSeq, a predicted model, not a curated record
GGAUGUGGGAGGGACGGCCGCAGCGGACUCAGCGCGAUCGCGGGGGCGGGGUGUCUCCAGGGAGAGAGGCCCGGCCUUGCAGGAGGCUCCCAGGGGGAAAAAAGGUGGAGAGUCCGAGGAGAGCCCCGUCUCCACCCUAUCCGGCCGCAUGGGCCCAGCACAAAGUGACAGUUGCUAUAGGCAACCAGCCAGAGUGACCAAGUGGUCCCGGUUUUCCUGGGAUGGUUCGGCUUUAGGACUGAGGCAUCCCUGGCCUUCGGCCCCCGCAGUGACCCUUUUCUGCCUCCCCUGCUCCCCUCCUUCUGGGGUGCCACCCCGAUUAGACCUGGGACGCUAAAGGAGGCCUGGCCUUUUACACCACAUGUUUUGUGUUAGGGUGAAGACACCUUCCACGACACGUUGCCAGCCAGACCCAAACAUGCCGGUCCUUGUAAGGUAAACACUUCAGUGGGAGCCUCCCUCCUUUAUAAAGAAGCCUGCCGGUGGGACAUCUGUUUGACCUAAUCAGACGGAAGGAUGAAAGCUUUACACAGGAACACCACAUGAAUGGAAGAGAACUGUCAUCAUGCAGACAGUACGGCACUCUGAACAGACACUCAAAACAGCUCUAAUCUCAAAGAACCCAGCACUUGUGUCACAGUAUGAGAAAUUAGAUGCAGGGGAGCAGCGUUUAAUGAAUGAAGCCUUCCAGCCAGCCAGUGAUCUCUUUGGACCCAUCACCUUGCAUUCCCAGUCAGAUUGGAUCACCUCCCAUCCUGAGGAUCCCCAAGACUUUGAACAGUUUUUCAGCAAUCCUUACAGAAGGACACCAUCUCCAGAGAAACACAGUAUUUAUAUACAGUCCAUUGGAUCUCUAGGGAACACCAGAAUUAUCAGUGAAGAAUAUAUUAAAUGGCUCAAGGGCUACUGUGAAGCAUUUUUCUAUGGCUUGUCAGUCAAACUCCUAAAGCCUGUUCCUGUUUCUGCAACAAGAUGUUCCUUCAGAGUCAAUGACCACACACAAAACCUUCAGAUCCAUGCAGGGCACAUCCUGAACUUCUUAAAAAAGAGGAAACCUGAGGAUGCCUUUUGUGUUGUGGGGAUAACAAUGAUUGACCUUUAUCCAAGAGACUCCUGGAAUUUUGUCUUUGGACAGGCCUCUUUGACAGAUGGUGUGGGGAUAUUCAGUUUUGCCAGGUAUGGCAGUGAUUUUUAUAGCUCACACUAUGAAGGCAAAGUGAAGAAGAAGCCUCAGAAAACUUCAAGUGACUAUUCGAUUUUCGAUAACUAUUAUGUUCCUGAAAUAACUGGUAUUCUGCUACUUCGAUCUUGUAAGACUUUAACCCAUGAGAUUGGACACAUAUUUGGACUGCGCCACUGCCAGUGGCUCCCCCCCCCCCAGGGCUCCAACCACUUGGAGGAGGCAGACCGGCGCCCUCUCAACCUCUGCCCCAUCUGUCUGCGCAAGCUGCAGUGCGCUGUGGGCUUCAACAUCGUAGAGCGAUACAAAGCGCUGGUGAGAUGGAUCGAUGACGAGUCUGCUGCCACACCUGGAGUGACUCCAAAGCAUAGUCGUGAGGAUAAUGUGAAUCUGCCAAAACCCAUUGACGCUUUUAAGGAAUGGAAAGAAUGGAUAAUAAAAUGCCUUGCUGUCCUCCAGAAAUAAGGACCUUCAAAUAGGAGCAACUAAAAUAAAUACUUGCAUAUCAUGCUUUUA